AUGACGUCCCAGUUCGCCUUCCGCGGAUCGCCGCCCAAUCAGGUACGGCAUUUCAAAAUUUGCAACUUACAGAGCACCAUAUCGACAGCCUCUAACAGUCCACCGCCGGCGCAGGCGGGAAUGAGCGGAGGCUCAGGUGCUAGCGGGGCUGCACGCUCAGGGUCUCCCGCAGCCACGCGAUGCUGCGACACCGGCCGUCCCAUAUUCCAGGACCCAAUCACAGGACAAACUGUUUGCUCCUGUCAAUACGAGUUUCUAAACUACCAGAGGCUAGCAUCGGGAGUACCCCUGUCAAUGUACAGCGCUCCGUACCCCGACGCAGCCGCAGCAGCCGGCAUGGCGGCUUACUUCCCCGCGCUCGCAGCCGACCAGCCGCCGUUCUAUACAAAUACGGCUGCUGGCAUCGAGUUAAAGGAGAAUUUGGCCGCCAGCGCUGCCACCUGGCCUUACCCUACCGUCUACCACCCCUAUGACGCUGCUUUUGCCGGUUAUCCUUUCAAUGGAUACGGCAUGGAUUUGAAUGGUGCUAGAAGAAAAAAUGCCACUCGAGAAACUACAAGUACUCUGAAAGCAUGGCUUAACGAACACAAGAAAAAUCCAUAUCCAACAAAAGGAGAAAAGAUAAUGCUGGCAAUAAUCACAAAAAUGACGCUUACACAAGUGUCCACGUGGUUCGCAAAUGCUCGACGUCGCCUCAAGAAGGAGAACAAAAUGACUUGGGAGCCAAGAAACAGAGUUGACGACGAUGACAAUAAUAACGAUGACGACGAUCACAAAAGUAACGAUGGAAAAGACGCUCUAGAUGGAAAAGAUUCUGGAACUGGUUCCAGUGAAGAUGGAGACAGACCGCAACAAAGGUUAGACCUCCUCGGUCCGAGAACGGAAUCUGAAUGGUCAGAAUCAAGAGCUGAUAGUGGACCAGAAUCACCUGAACCUUAUGAGAGGCCAUUACACCCUGCAUAUCAGCAUCUUCCAUCACGUGCCCCACCUGGUAGUACACCUGCCUCUGCUAAGCCUAGAAUAUGGUCUCUAGCAGACAUGGCAAGCAAAGAUGGUGAGGCGCCGGCAGCACCAGCAGCUGCCGCUUCCGCUUUCUACCAGACAGCAGCAGCAGCAGCCGCUGCCCGUCUCGCCCAUCCUUACGGCCGCCCAGACUUAUACAGGGGACUAUACCCGCCUACCCAUGCUGCUGAUGUUGCGCUGCUAGAGUACUCGCGCUCCUUGGCUCUCGCUGCUCCAGCUCCCGCGCCCCCUGCACCCUCCCCUUCUUCGUCCUCCACAUCAUCCCUUGCUGAACCACCACCUUCCUCUCGCGCCUGA
Molecule: messenger RNA, 1320 nt
Organism: Danaus chrysippus (African queen)
Lineage: Eukaryota; Metazoa; Arthropoda; Insecta; Lepidoptera; Nymphalidae
Source: the annotation of a GenBank genome assembly